AUGGACACAUCAUGGAAGAUUGUUUACAAGCAACGCAGAGAAAGACGUGCCUCGAGCUCAACCAUCAGUGCUCGCACAGGCUCAACACCUUCUCCCUCUCGCUCGCUCAGACUUCUCGACGACAUGAGACACAUCCUUGCCCCUGAGCCUGACUAUGGCGGAAACAUAGCACAACUCGAGAUGUCUAUGGACAAAAUAUGGGAGUUUAUAAACCAGAUCAACGAUGAGGGUCCCGAUGAGUUUCUCAAGACGAAUCAUCUCAAGAUCGUCAUCGACUCAACAGACUUUGGUGACUGGGAAGACGAUAGCUGGUGUCUCUUCUUGGCUACCUUCAAGCCCCUUUCUCAGAAAGUCGCCCACCUGAGUAUUCACAUCAAGGGCAACAUCCUCUUCACUCGCCACAAUUAUGUCAAGCCUGAGAUCCACAUCAACGAAGAGGUACUUGCUGUCAAAGGCAAGGGCAAGGGUCUCGAACAUGACUUGGGACCUUACAACGCCGCCCCCGUCUCCAACGACAACAAGGCAGACCCUUUGAAGAAGCCCAAGUUCACUCGCUCGAGCAUGAACUCUACUGCCAACGCCGACUGGCUGCCUUCCUCACUCAACACCCCUGCCGCCGAAACAGCCAAGAAAGGUUCUUCCUACAUCACCAAGAAGGUGCCCUCCCACCUCAUCAAUCUUCACAUCUACGAGAGAGCCAUUAUUCCAGCCCUGAUCGACCUCUUCAAGGACCGCCCUUCACCACUCGCCUUCAUCACCAUCCAAGGCCCCAUGGAACUAUCUCUACGCCGCCACAUCAUCAGUUCCAUCAAUCCUUCGUUCAUGUCCUCCAUGAUCCUACUCAACGAAGCCGGCUACUCCAUCAACGACGAACCUCAAGUCAGUCAAGUCCAGGCCUGGGAAGCCAGUGGCCCCGAACUUGUGUUCUUGAAGAAGGGCAUCCAGGAUCCCGAUGACUUUGGCCAGUGGAACAAGAAAAGCAUAGAGGAUGUCAAUAUGCAUGCUUUGGGAGAAUGGAUCGUGCCUUCGGGUAAGGGUGCUAGAGGUGUUUGGGGCUGGAGAGUUGGUGGCCCUAGAGUCAAGGUUUGGAGAGGUCCUGUUGGUGGUUGGAAUGGUCGAGAUGGUAUCUGA
Aureobasidium melanogenum CBS 110374 is the source of this 1131-nucleotide messenger RNA. RefSeq lists its product as uncharacterized. Bases 1 to 1131 code for a protein of 376 amino acids. NCBI's taxonomy places the organism in Eukaryota, Fungi, Ascomycota, Dothideomycetes, Dothideales, Saccotheciaceae. The transcript is spliced from 2 exons. The record is from RefSeq and is a predicted model, not a curated record.